This is a messenger RNA of Ricinus communis (castor bean), 1931 nucleotides long. RefSeq names its product triose phosphate/phosphate translocator, chloroplastic. Gene Ontology annotation, cellular component: membrane; Golgi apparatus. Lineage: Eukaryota; Viridiplantae; Streptophyta; Magnoliopsida; Malpighiales; Euphorbiaceae. Gene Ontology annotation, molecular function: antiporter activity. Gene Ontology annotation, biological process: transmembrane transport. The record is from RefSeq and is a predicted model, not a curated record.
AGAAACUUAAGAGAACAUUUACCAGGCAGCAAUAUAUCGUCGUUGACGCUAUAAGUGAUAGAUUUACGUACCAAUAUUAAUGGGUAAGGACGAGAAGUUUAGAAAUAUCAUAUCACACGACAUUUUUAAAUGCGUAAGAUUUUUUUAUUUUUAAAAUAAUUAAAAAUGUCAUAAAAUAAAAAUAAAAAUAAAUAAAAUAAUUGCACAAAGAGACACAAACAAGCGGAGAAAUUUUAGAGGGAAAUCAAAGACAAAAGAAUCGAAAACUCCUCUUCUUAACUGUCUUUCUUCUUCCCUUUUUCUCUCAUUAUUAUUAUCAUUACUAUUAUUCAGUCUCAUCACCUAAUCUUCUGUUUCCUCUUUUUUUCUUUUUUUUUUUACUUUUAUUCAAAUAAAAGCUCUCAUUCUUGAGUUAAUUCGGCUGUUACAAUGGCUUCUAUCGCAACCUCUCCUCGAUUCUCUUCACUCUACUUGUCGCCUACUAAAAUCUCACCAUCUCACGUUUCACUCAAAACCCGAUCGCCACAACUCGCCGCCCGCUUGUUGCCGGAUAUUCCGAAACUUCAAAUUCAAUUCUCCAGUGAACCAUCGAUCCUUGCCGGUUGGAUUACUCAACCGAUCAAACGGCGACGUCCUAUUGACUUUCCUUUAGUUAACGCUGCAGCUGCUGAUGCUGAGGGACACGUGGAACCUGCAGCUAAAAGCUUUGGCGAGAGAUUUCCUGCUUUGGUUACAGGUUUUUUCUUCUUUAUGUGGUAUUUCUUGAAUGUCAUCUUCAACAUACUCAACAAGAAGGUGUAUAAUUAUUUCCCCUAUCCAUAUUUUGUUUCGGUCAUCCAUCUCCUCGUUGGAGUAGUAUAUUGUCUUACUUCUUGGGGUUUUGGUCUACCAAAACGUGCACCUAUUGAUAGGGACCUGCUGGUGCUGUUGACCCCAGUUGCAUGCUGUCAUGCCCUUGGCAAUGUAUCAUUUGCAGCUGUUGCUGUAUCUUUCACACACACCAUUAAAGCUCUAGAGCCAUUCUUCAGUGCUGCUGCUUCUCAGUUUGUGCUGGGUCACCAAAUUCCAUUGUCCUUAUGGCUGUCACUGGCUCCAGUAGUUAUUGGUGUAUCAAUGGCAUCAUUGACUGAACUUUCCUUCAACUGGACUGGGUUCAUUAGUGCAAUGAUUUCAAACAUCGCAUUUACCUACAGAAGCAUCUAUUCAAAGAAAGCAAUGACUGGCAUGGACAGCACAAAUGUGUAUGCUUACAUUUCAAUAAUAGCCCUCUUGUUUUGCAUCCCACCAGCAGUACUGAUUGAGGGUCCUAAGCUGAUGCAAUAUGGUUUCAGAGAUGCAAUCUCCAAAGUGGGAUUAUUCAAGUUCGUGUCGGACCUGUUUUGGAUUGGAAUGUUUUAUCAUCUUUAUAAUCAGGUUGCCACUAAUACUUUGGAACGAGUUGCACCACUUACACAUGCUGUUGGAAAUGUGUUAAAACGAGUUUUUGUCAUUGGGUUCUCCAUUGUGGUAUUUGGCAAUAGAAUCUCCACUCAAACUGCGAUUGGUACAGCUAUAGCCAUAGCAGGUGUUGCCAUGUACUCCCUCAUAAAGGCUAACAUGGAAGAGCAAAAACGGAAGGCUGCUAUAGCUCCUGCAUCAUGAGGAAAUGCACCGUUUGGAUUUAUCGACCAUGUGGAGGAAAAAUGGAUAUCUCUGCAUGGAAUUUUAUCAACUCAUUUAGAUGUUCAAAUUCAAGGAGAAGAAAUUUUUGGAUGGAGGAGCUUAAAGAAUAAGAUCCAACUCUCAAAUUUAGCAACAUCAUGCUGAUAACUAACCUUUUCCUUAUUCGGAACCAGAGCUCUUAGAAAUUGUGGACAGAAUAAGAAUAAGGCCCAACUCUCAAAUUUGGUUGUAAAACAUAAGCUGAUAAGUGAAUAUCUAUCGUUUCUUAA